Messenger RNA from Nilaparvata lugens (brown planthopper), 439 nucleotides. RefSeq names its product protein cornichon homolog 4-like. Gene Ontology annotation, biological process: endoplasmic reticulum to Golgi vesicle-mediated transport. The coding region runs from base 144 to 404 and encodes 86 amino acids. Gene Ontology annotation, cellular component: endoplasmic reticulum membrane; COPII-coated ER to Golgi transport vesicle. The record is from RefSeq and is a predicted model, not a curated record. NCBI's taxonomy places the organism in Eukaryota, Metazoa, Arthropoda, Insecta, Hemiptera, Delphacidae. The transcript has 3 exons.
UGGUCUAAGCCGUUGAUGCAGAUGCAUUAAAUUUUAGGUUAGGUUUAUGUUAUUUAGCGUUCUUUUCACCGCCUGUCUAAACAAUAGUAAUAAAUUUCUAUCUAUUCCUAUAAUAGUUAACUAAGUUAUAAGUGUUCAUCAAAAUGGCUGGUGGACCAUUCCUCUUUGCAUUCGCUUUAGUGGACACAGGAUCAAUUCUAUUUCUGCUUGUAUAUUAUGUCAUCACAUUAUCUGAUUUGGAAUGUGACUAUCUCAAUGCUCAAGAAUGCUGCUCAAAAUUGAAUUAUUGGGUUCUGCCGAAGUUAAUUGUUCAUGGUUUGCUUGUGGCUAUAUUCUUAUUAUCCGGUCACUGGUGGCUCGUGUGUCUCAACAUACCAAUAAUGGCUUGGAUGAUUUAUGAGUAAGUAUUGUACACAAGUUUUUCUAAAAUAUUUUGUUU